Molecule: messenger RNA, 1361 nt
Organism: Quercus robur (English oak)
Lineage: Eukaryota; Viridiplantae; Streptophyta; Magnoliopsida; Fagales; Fagaceae
Product: 2-alkenal reductase (NADP(+)-dependent)-like
Exons: 5
Coding region: 86-1132 (348 amino acids)
Molecular function (GO): 2-alkenal reductase [NAD(P)H] activity
Source: RefSeq, a predicted model, not a curated record
AGAGAAGAACCAUUACACAUAAGAUUAUUGAGACAAAAAGUUUUACAUUAAAUUCUUGAAGAGGAUAGAGAGAGAGAGAGUAGCAAUGGUGAGAGUUGGAGAUGAAGUGAGCAACAAACAGGUGAUAUUCAGAGACUAUGUCAUUGGUUCUCCUAAAGAAUCAGACAUGUACCUGACCACUGGAACCAUUAAGUUAAAGGUUCCGGAAGGUUCAAAUGCAGUUUUGGUGAAGAACCUCUAUUUGUCCUGCGAUCCUCUCAUGCAAUUCUUUAUGAGGAAAGCUGAAGGUCCCAACGGAUAUCUUUACUACACCCCUGGCUCCGCAAUUUUCGGGUACGGUGUAGCAAAAGUGUUGGAUUCCGAACAUCCAGAAUUUAAGGCAGGGGACUUGGUUUGGGGGAUCACAGGAUGGGAAGAGUACAGUCUAAUCACUAAAACAACUGAUACUCUCAUUAAAAUCCAGCAUACUGACGUACCUCUUUCUUAUUAUACUGGAAUUCUCGGUAUGCCUGGCAUGACCUCGUAUGCUGGUUUCUAUGAGGUUGGAACUCCUAAGAAAGGAGAAUAUGUAUUUGUUUCAGCAGCUUCUGGUGCAGUUGGUCAGCUUAUUGGACAAAUCGCAAAGUUGGAGGGUUGUUAUGUGGUUGGAAGUGCUGGUAGUAAAGAAAAGGUUGAUCUAUUGAAGAAUCAGCUUGGGUUCGAUGAAGCUUUUAAUUACAAAGAAGAGCAGGACUUGAAUGCAGCUUUGAAAAGGUAUUUCCCUGAAGGCAUUGAUGUUUACUUUGAGCAUGUUGGGGGCAAAAUGCUUGAUGCUGUGCUCCUGAACAUGAGACACCAUGGUCGCAUUGCUGUGUGCGGAAUGAUCUCACAAUACAAUCUUGAUGAGCCUGAAGGUAUCAAAAAUUUGUUGCAUAUUGGAUUCAAGUGGAUCCAAAUGAAAGGAUAUACACAUCGCAAUUAUUAUCACCUAUACCCCAAGUUCUUAGACCUUGUUCUGCCUUACAUUAGAGAAAAGAAGAUGGUGUAUGUGGAAGACAUAGUUGAAGGCCUUGAGAGUGGUCCAGCAGCCCUUGUUGGACUUUUUAGUGGUCGCAACUUUGGAAAACAAGUAGUUGUAGUUGCUCAUGAAUGAUUCAGUCAUACAUUGUAUGAAUGUAGUAUGUACUAUUGUGUCAGAUUACCAUUCUUAUGGAAGGCUUUUUUUGAGGCCAAGAGAUUAGGUUAGUUUAUUGGGUUGCGGCUGGUGCCUAUGGGCUAAAAGAAUAAUUAUGUAUCUUAUAUGUAUACGAUGAAAAUAAAGAGAAAUUACACUGUCCUUAAUAAAUGCUAUUAUAUGCACACGUGUGCAUGUAAUUUUACAA